Molecule: messenger RNA, 1579 nt
Organism: Bactrocera oleae (olive fruit fly)
Lineage: Eukaryota; Metazoa; Arthropoda; Insecta; Diptera; Tephritidae
Source: RefSeq, a predicted model, not a curated record
CCUUUGGAAUACGGCACCUGCAGGCCCUGCUGCUCUUUUUCAAUAUAAUUGUGGUCUAUGUGAGUCGUGUAAAUGUAUCCGUGGCUAUAGUAGCAAUGACAAACGCCAAUACAACGAAUCCAGAUUUUCCGGAUUUUGACUGGAAUGAGCAGCACAAAUCCUACAUACUCUCCAGCUUCUAUUGGGGCUAUGUGCUCACACAGUUUCCCGGUGGGUAUUUGAGUCGUCGUUUCGGCGCCAAAAUAACUAUACUCAUCGCCACAUUCGCCUCCGCUGUUUGCAGUUUUAUAACGCCUGCCUGUGUACGGCUCGGCGGUUGGCCCAUAUUUUGUGUCAUACGUCUGUUACAGGGUCUCUUCCAAGGAGUUAUCUUUCCUGCCAUACACGACCACCUCGCCAAGUGGUCGCCACUGCAUGAACGCAAUCUUUUAGGAGCGCUAAGUCUGUCUGGCACUGACUGCGGUACAGUUAUAGCAUUGGCGUCAAGCGGUUUCAUUGCUAGCAGUUCGCUGGGCUGGCCUGGUAUUUCUUAUGUGUCUGCGUCACUAUGCUUUUUUUGGUGUGCAGUUUGGCUUGUAUUCGCCUCAGAUAACGCGCCUUCCUCAAAAUUCAUCUCGCCACAGGAGUGCAAGUACAUUGAAACAUCACUGGAACGCAAUGAUGACUUUCACAAACAAAAAAUACCAGUACCUUGGCGUGCAAUCUUCACUUCAGUACCGUUUCUAGCCUUCCUCGUGGGACGUUGUGCUGAGGCUUGGGGUUUCACCACAUUGCAAGCACAAAUACCUUCCUACAUGCAUGGCGUACUGAAUAUGGAAAUCAAGAAGAACGGUCUAUUCUCGGCACUGCCCUACCUGACAAUGUGGCUUUCAUUAUACGUCUACUUGGUGAUAGCAAAUCUACUCACCAAACGAAAUAUACUCACCCUGACAGCGAUGCGCAAAACAAUCAAUACGAUCUCACUGUGGAUACCGGCGCUCUUGCUUAUUAGUAUCGGUUUCUUAGACUCAUCUCAACAAACACUGGCUAUCGUGUUGAUGACACUCAAUGUGGGCAUCAAUGGCGGCUCAACCAUAGGCUGCACGCUUAACACCAUCGACCUGGCGCCUAAUCACGCGGGCAUACUAAUGGGCUUAUCUAAUACUAUCGUGAAUAUUGUGCCAAUCCUCUCGCCGCUACUUGUUGGCGUUAUUGUAACAGAUAAGCACAAUCGCACGCAGUGGCAAAUAAUCUUCGCAAUAUCCGCCGUGAUUUUCUUUCUAGGCAAUCUGUUUUACAUUAUUUGGGGCACAUCGGAAACGCAGACAUGGAACUCGGUGGACUUUCAGCAAGAGAAGGACGCAGAAAAAGCUGUGUGCAAGCAAGUUACUGUAGAGAAAGCAGUCGAACAUUUGGAAAAUGUACAAAACGAGUAAAAGGCAGAGGUUGGUGAUAAAUAAAAAGCUAUUGAGAGAUCAAGACUUUAAAGUAUUUAUAAUUUAGUUAUUUUAUAGUAUUAGUAUUAUAUUUUAUAUAGAUAUGCAUAAACGAAAUCACACAUACCAUAUAUAUUUAUGUUACGACAAAUGUCCAAAAGUCC